GGAAUUCUGACACCGUAUUAUUGACAGACUAAAGAUAAACUUGCAGGUGCAAAUUCGUCACAAUUCUUCAACUUUGAUCUUGUGUUGGAGAUAUGGCAGGAAAUUCUGAACCAUCAAAAGUAUCAGAAGGAAAAAAAGAAACGAAUCCCGCAAUUAUCCUGCAAUGUGGAGCAUACUAUGUUGUAGUAUUUCAAGAACGAGAAGAAAAACUGCUGCACACAUUGAAAAAUGCUGCAAAGACUGGAUAUGAAAAAAUGAUUAGUGGAGGAACCGCAGUGGAUGCCGUUGAAGAGGCUGUUCGUAUUUUGGAGGAUGAUCAGUAUUUUAAUGCUGGUCGUGGAUCAUUAGUUAACGUUGAAGGAGACGUAGAAUGUGAUGCAAUGAUUAUGGAUGGAAACACCAUGAACAUAGGUGCAGUCAUGGCUGCCAAACAUUUCUUCAAUCCCGUUAAAAUAUGCAGGAAAAUUAUGGAAGAGUCACAUCAUUGUGCUUUCAUUGGAGAAGGGGCACUGAAAUUCGCGCAGGAUAAAGGCUUUAACGAUCUGAUUUGUGAUCCUGCAGAAAUUAUUGUUAAUGAAAUCAAGGAAAAAAUGAUGACAAUGGACAUUUCAGAUUUUGCCAGUCGAUAUUUUCCGCCCGGAACUUCGUCUCCAGAACAAAGUUUGCCAUUUGACACCGUUUCAGCGGUUGCUAUGGAUAGUGAUGGUCAUUUUGCUUGCGCCACAUCGACAGGUGGAGUACUCAGGAAAAGUAAAGGUCGUAUUGGGGAUGCUCCGCUGGUAGGCUGCGGAGCUUAUGCAAAUGAAUUUGGUGCUGCAGCAUCAAGUGGAAAUGGAGAAUCAAUAAUGAAGAUGAACUUAGCACGAGAAGUUGUUUUUAACAUGGAACAAGGCCAGAAUGCCUCGUUAUCUGCAAAGAAUGCUGUAGAAAGAAUGAAAAAUCGCCUGUCAUCCUGGUGUUCUAUGAUUGCAAUUGACAAAGAUGGGAACUUCGGAGUGGAAACAAACGCUGCUGGAAUGUUAUGGGCAACCUGCAAAGGUUCUGAUUUGGAAUUUGGCUCUAAGAGAAAGGAAUUUGUUAAAUUCAAAAAACUUUAAUUUAAAUUUCAAUAUCCAGUACGCACUGAUUUCAUAUUCUGUACGGUAUGAGGUGUUUUGCAAAAUACCUAAUUUUUAUUUGCAGCGUACCUAGAAAUUUAUGUAUAAUUAGAAUUCUACAGUCAGUCAUUGCAAAAAGUAUCUAAGUAAUAUACAAAACUGAGAAAAACUUCAAAUACAGUACUGUACAGAAAUAACCUCAGUAACACUGCGCUUGCGGUUUGGCUGCGGUAUACGUUUUCUUGGCCGCGGUUCGACCGCGAUCAGACCGAGGUUUGACCCAGGUUAACCGCAGUUUUUGUUACGUUAUUUCUGGGCAGCACUGUACUUUUUACUGCAUCGGUUAUCUUGUGUCAAUUUUUUUACUUUUCUAUUUAAAUUUCCACUAAUCGAAAAUGUCAUUUCAUUAAUAAAACAAUUUUAUU
Messenger RNA from Dendronephthya gigantea, 1522 nucleotides. RefSeq names its product isoaspartyl peptidase/L-asparaginase-like. NCBI's taxonomy places the organism in Eukaryota, Metazoa, Cnidaria, Anthozoa, Malacalcyonacea, Nephtheidae. The transcript is spliced from 7 exons. Bases 93 to 1097 code for a protein of 334 amino acids. Gene Ontology annotation, molecular function: hydrolase activity. The record is from RefSeq and is a predicted model, not a curated record.